Molecule: messenger RNA, 1488 nt
Organism: Aspergillus saccharolyticus JOP 1030-1
Lineage: Eukaryota; Fungi; Ascomycota; Eurotiomycetes; Eurotiales; Aspergillaceae
Product: MFS transporter
Exons: 2
Coding region: 1-1488 (495 amino acids)
Biological process (GO): transmembrane transport
Molecular function (GO): transmembrane transporter activity
Source: RefSeq, a predicted model, not a curated record
AUGACGGUGGUGCCUGGAACGACCGUGUCGACGACGCAGCCCAGUGAUGUGGAAAAGGCUGCCAGACCAGUAUCGUCGGUCGACCCUAACCUGGUGCGAUGGGAGGAGAAUGACCCCCAUAAUCCGCAAAACUUCUCCACGGCGUACAAAUGCUGGAUCACCUUCCAAUUAGGGAUGCUGGCCCUAAGUGCCAGUCUGGGAUCGAGUAUCAUAUCUCCUGCGCAGACAGAAUUAAUGGAAUACCUUGAGAUUAGUAAGGAGGUCAGCAUCCUGGCCACGUCGCUGUACAUUCUCGGUUUCGCAUUCGGUCCCCUGUGUUGGGCCCCGAUUUCCGAACUCUGGGGUCGUCGCUGGUCGAUGCUCCCUGCUGUCUUUUGCCUCGGCUUGUUUAGCAUCGGCACCGCGACCAGCAAGAACACUGCUUCUGUGCUGAUUACACGGUAUUUCGCCGGCUUAUUCGGGUCUGCGCCCGUCAGUAAUGUCUCCGCUGCACUCGGAGACAUCUUCCAUAUGAGAGCGCGGGGGAUUGCCUCGACCUCGUACGCCAUUUGCGUUGUUGGUGGGCCCACGAUGGGACCGAUCAUCGGGGCAGCGCUGGUCUCACAUCCUUCUCUCGGCUGGCGCUGGACCGAAUACAUCGAAGCAAUCUUUGUCUUCUUCGUAUUCACGGUGACAUUUUUCUGCCUGCCCGAAGUGUACGGCCCGGUGCUGCUGCACAAGAAGGCCGUCCGCCUCCGCAAAGAGACCGGCAACGCGGACCUCUACCACCCACACGAGCACCUCAAAGUCGACGCGCACAGCAUCGUGACCAAGCACUUCUCCCGACCGUUGAUCAUGCUCGUGAGCGAACCAAUGGUGACCGUGAUCGCGUUGUAUGCGUCCUUCACCUACGCCCUCCUCUACCUCACCCUCGAGGUCUUCCCGAUCGUCUUCGACGACCUCCGACAAUGGAAACCGGUGAUCGCCACCCUCCCCUUCAUCGCCCUCUUUGUGGGCGUGCUCCUUUCCUCGGCCUUCAUCAUCCUCGUCGGUCAACCCUACUACAUCCGCAUCUACGACCGAGGCGGCGGCAAGCCCGUGCCGGAGGGCCGUCUCAUGCCCAUGGCCGUCGGUGGGUUCCUGUUCGCGGCGGGCCUGUUCUGGUUCGGCUGGACCGCCGCCCCGAAGUACCACUGGGCGCUUCCCUGCGUGGCCGCCGGCAUGUUUGGCUGCGGGUUUUGUAUUAUCUUCGGCCAGUGCAUUAAUUUCCUGGUGGAUACGUACGGACCCUACGCGGCAUCCGCCACGGCGUCGAAUACGUUCCUGCGGAGCGUGUUGGCGGCGGCCUUUCCGUUGUUCUCGCAGCCCAUGUUUCACAGUCUGGGGGUCGGGCCGGCCAUGUCGAUCUUGGGGGGUGUGGCCGCGGCAGCGAUCCCGGUGCCGUUUUUGUUUAUGGUGUAUGGCAAGCGGUUGCGGGCGAUGUCGCGAUUUGCGCCGUUCAAGGGGUAG